This is a messenger RNA of Physeter macrocephalus (sperm whale), 1118 nucleotides long. It is a transcript of the gene LZIC, whose product is annotated as leucine zipper and CTNNBIP1 domain containing. The coding region runs from base 428 to 1000 and encodes 190 amino acids. The transcript is spliced from 8 exons. Gene Ontology annotation, molecular function: beta-catenin binding. NCBI's taxonomy places the organism in Eukaryota, Metazoa, Chordata, Mammalia, Artiodactyla, Physeteridae. The record is from RefSeq and is a predicted model, not a curated record.
UGGUGGGUGGAGGCGGAGAAGGGACCCCGAGGGCCUGAGGAGGUGGUUCGGCUUCUGGUCGGGAAUAGCGGAAGAGUUUUGGGGGCAGCGGAAUCCCGGCGACCUCUGGUGGCAGUCGGGCCUAGUCGAGCCGGCCGCCGCAGGACCCAAAUGCGGGAGCUUCAUGUUCCCCGGUGGGAGAUGGGAUUGGGGGCUGUGAUCGGGGCUGCUCCCUGACCGCGUCCGUAUGGUUGAGGUCCAGACGCUGCUCACUUCCAGCCGGGAAAAUCCAGCUCCACCCCCAGGUGGUUUGAACUUUGAGCCUCUUUUAGUCCUGAUGAACACUUGGAACUUUAAGACACUUGGAACUUCAAGAAUUGGAGGUUUAUGCAAUUUGAGACCGGUCAGCGCUGAGCAGAGUUCAGAGGACUAAGAGACAGAGAGUAAAAUGGCUUCCAGAGGAAAGACAGAGACAAGCAAAUUAAAGCAGAACUUAGAAGAACAGUUGGAUAGACUAAUGCAGCAAUUACAGGACCUGGAGGAAUGCAGAGAGGAACUUGAUACAGAUGAAUAUGAGGAAACCAAAAAAGAAACUCUGGAGCAACUAAGUGAAUUUAAUGAUUCACUAAAGAAAAUUAUGUCUGGAAAUAUGACUUUGGUUGAUGAACUAAGUGGAAUGCAACUGGCUAUCCAGGCAGCUAUCAGCCAGGCCUUUAAAACCCCAGAGGUCAUCAGAUUGUUUGCAAAGAAACAACCAGGUCAGCUUCGGACAAGGUUAGCAGAGAUGGAUAGAGAUCUCAUGGUAGGAAAGCUGGAAAGAGACCUGUAUACUCAGCAGAAAGUGGAGAUACUAACGGCUCUCAGGAAACUUGGAGAGAAGCUGACUGCAGAUGAUGAGGCCUUCUUGUCAGCAAACGCAGGUGCUGUACUCAGCCAGUUUGAGAAAGUCUCUACAGACCUUGGCUCUGGCGACAAAGUUCUUGCUUUGGCAAGUUUUGAGGUUGAAAAAACAAAGAAAUGACAUGGUGUGAAAACUUGGGACAUGGAUCGCAUUCUUGUCGUACAUGGCAUUUUUCCUCCGGGGAUUUUGAGUCAUGGCAAAGAAGUCAAGAGAUUCAUGAAAUGUAUUAAUAACCUAA